UUCCUUGGCAGCGGGGGGAAGGGGCGGAGCUUCGAGUUCUCUCGCCUUUGCCACAUAGUCAUCCGCUCUAACGGCGGUUUAAAAAGGUACAAAUAUACCGUUUUCUGUCCCGGACGGAGCGCCAUACGGUUAAUUGUUAUGUUAACUAUAUAAAGAAGCUAAUUAGUGACGUGUGUCUCGUUUUACGGUUCGCUUUUGAGAAUAGUAGCGUUUAACGGCCCCGUCGAUCCAUGGCUAAAGACCCGUUAGCCGAGGCCGGCUUUUAUUUCGAUGAGCUCAACAAGCUGCGGGUCCUGGAGCCCGACGUCAGCCAGAAAACCUCCGAGCUCAAGGAAGAGUGCAAAGAAUUUGUGGACAAAAUCGGCCAGUUUCAGAAGAUCGUGGGGGGUCUGAUUGAGCUGGUGGACGAGUUGGCGAAAGAAGCGGAGACGGAAAAGAUGAAGGCAAUCGGAGCCAGAAACCUGCUGAAGUCAGUGGCGAAGCAGCGAGAAGCCCAACAGCAGCAGCUCCAGGCUCUCAUAGCGGAGAAGAAGAUGCAGCUGGAGAGGUAUCGCAUCGAGUACGAGGCCUUGUCCAAAGUGGAGUCGGAGCAGAACGAGUUCAUCGACCAGUUCAUCCUGCAGAAGUGACGACGCGGCGACCGCGUUCCCACAGUGCCUGACCCGCUUCCUCCGGGCGACUUCAGAGGGCGACUUCAGGGGGCGACUUCAGGGGGCGACUUCAGGGGGCGACUUCAGAGGGCGACUUCAGAGGGCGACUUCAGAGGACGACUUCAGGGGGCGACUUCAGGGGGCGACUUCAGAGGACGACUUCAGAGGGCGACUUCAGGGGGCGACUUCAGAGGGCGACUUCAGAGGGCGACUUCAGAGGACGACUUCAGGGGGCGACUUCAGGGGGCGACUUCAGAGGACGACUUCAGAGGGCGACUUCAGAGGGCGACUUCAGAGGACGACUUCAGAGGGCGACUUCAGAGGACGACUUCAGAGGACCGUUUCUCUGAAGCCCAAAACUCAAGACAGAGAACUCCUCUUUGUCCGGCUUCUUUUCAUGUGUGUGUGUGUGUCUGAGUGUGAGUGUGUGUGUGCCUGUGUGGCUGUGUGUGUGUGUGCAGUGUGUGUCUGUGACCGUCUCAACAUCUCAGACCAAUCAAAGAAGGCGGAGCUAUUCAUACAGAGGAAUAUUAUUUAUACUAUUUAUACUGAAGGACUCUGUGCGUCUAGUUUUACUACUUUUUGUAUCAAUUUCAAUUCUGCAUGUGCAUGAAAUGUAAAUAUCUUCAUGUUUUAAAAAGAUGGAAGUUGAUCAUCUGGGUAAUCGUCACUAUUUCUUUCUUUUAUUCCGUUCCUCUGGUUCAACCAGUCAGUUUGUGUCAAGUCAUUGUUCAUGUUUUCACACUUGAAUAAAUACUGUGUCAUAUUGCACAAUA
Messenger RNA from Cyclopterus lumpus (lumpfish), 1426 nucleotides. RefSeq names its product intraflagellar transport 20 homolog (Chlamydomonas) (gene ift20). Gene Ontology annotation, cellular component: centrosome; Golgi apparatus; intraciliary transport particle B. The transcript has 5 exons. Bases 231 to 629 code for a protein of 132 amino acids. Gene Ontology annotation, biological process: protein localization to cilium; intraciliary transport; centrosome localization. Lineage: Eukaryota; Metazoa; Chordata; Actinopteri; Perciformes; Cyclopteridae. The record is from RefSeq and is a predicted model, not a curated record.